AUGAUAUACCGGAGCUCUGUGCAGACCAGCUACUACAUCACCGGCAGUUUCAGCUGCUGGGAGCCGGUCAAGAUGCAGGUGGAGGCGGAGGGGGUCUACGCCUUCACCAUGGUCCUGGGUGAGAAUCGCUGGGAGAGCUUCCAGAUCUGGGAGGAUGGAGACUCCAACAAGGUGCUCCAUCCGGGGACCCACUGGGCGGACCAGGACGCAGCGGUGCUGGGGCCCUCCCCGCAGAAGCUCUGCGGCCGCUUUGCCACCUGGCGCCUCUGCGGGAAGCCGACAAAGGUUCGGCUCUUGAACGAGGAGCAGGCGAGGGAGUUGGAUGUGGACUUCAGCUCCGAGGAGAUGCGGACCUACGUGGGAGACGUGGAGUUCCGAUUGCUUACGGCCUUCCCAGGUGACUACCAGCCCGAGGGGCUAGAGGAUGGCGAGGCUCCGGUCGUGGAUCAAGACCCUCAGCUCUUGGGCAUGCCCGGGGACUGCUACCGCGUCUGGCUCCGAUUGGGAGGCAAGUACCGGCGAGUGGAGUGGCAGAAGCUGUCUGGCACCAAGGCUGAGGUGCCGAUCGCCGCGUCGUAUUACUUGGCUGGGGACUUCAACUUCUGGGACUUCCAACCCCUGGAGGAGGAGGCCUCGAGCGGCAAGUUGCGCGCCUUUCAUGCGGAGGUGCAGCUACGCAGCAGCGAGGAUGUCUUCCAGGUGGUUCGGAACAAGGACUGGGACCAGGCCUUCUACCCAGAGGGUGACACCGAGCAGCUGCGGGGCCCUGACGGCUGCGGCACAGCCAAGGGCUGGCGCCUCCCCGGCAAGGCGGGGGACGUCUUCCGGAUUCGCUUCACGCGGACGUUGCCCUCCUCCGGCGCGGACGAGAAGCACAUCAGCUGGACCUUGCAGCGCUCGGGCAAGCUGGCGGUGAGCCAGGAGGUGGCCCUGCGGCGCAGCUACUGCAUCGUGGGCUCCUGGACCAGUUUCGUGUCCCGAGAGCCCAUGACCUUUGAGGCGUCGGCCUGGGUGGCGGAGGUCACCGUUGGGAGCACCGGGCGUGAAUUCUUCCAGCUGUUGCUGGACGGCAACUGGCUGGCCGCGGUGUACCCCAACGCCGAUGAGGCGGACUUCCAGCAGCCCGGGCACGCGAUCUGCGGGCCCGACAGCCGCGGGGCCGGCCGCUUCUGGCGCCUCGAGGAGAACCUGACUGUGGGCGACAAGGUUCGGGUGAUACUGGAGGUCGAUGGCGCUGCAAUGCCCAAGAGCCUGCGAUGGCAGCGCCCGUGA
Molecule: messenger RNA, 1272 nt
Organism: Effrenium voratum
Lineage: Eukaryota; Dinophyceae; Suessiales; Symbiodiniaceae
Source: the annotation of a GenBank genome assembly